GCAAGCUGUGCUGGCAUCCACUUUUGAGUGAGGUGAUCCUCCGGCCAAACACACAGUGCCCCUUUUUUGCUCAGUGCUUGCCUGCCUUGUUGAGGUUAUUCAUUGCCUUAAAUUUGAUAGACAGUUGGUCUUCUUGAUGAGGCAAUGAACCUCAUCUGAGGUUUCUUCAUGGAGAAGUGAGUGAAGCUUGUUUGCCACUAAGGGUGCAUAUUUUCCAUCUGCAUAAAAGCGUGAGUACGGUGUGGUCUUUUGUUGAAGUUUUCUCUUUCGUUCCUAGUGUUUGGAGUGAUGGUGCGAUCAGAAUAGCUGGUUACUGAGUGUGCCGUUAGGUGCUCUGAGACUGGCCUAAGCAGCAGUCCCUGCUGGCAGAACUGGUGUCCACCUUACUCGUGCAGCGUAGGCCAUUGCAUGAAAUUAAGUGUGGACAAUGUUGAGUCCAUUACCUACCAGAGCUGUGUUAAUCUGCUGUUGCUGUUGGCAGUGGGUAGGUCACAGUGCUGGAGCAUUCCCAAGGCUGUUCUGAGGAUUUCUUGUUUCUGUUGGUCAUGACACAACUAAAGUCACAGUGUUUCUGAUACAAAGAGAGUUCUAUAGGCAGCAACCUAUAGUUCUAUCAGGCAAGCAACCUGUGGUCUUCCUGUAACUAGCUCCUGCUGUCUGUAACUUGCUUUGCAACACCUUGCAUCCUUCAGAAGUGCUUCUGGAGUGCCUUGUACCAAGGUCUUUCACUGAAAUCAGGAGGAGAAAUUACUGGCUAGCUGCUCAGUUAUUCAUGUUUUUGUCUGUUCAAAGAAAGUCUGAGAGCAUGACUCCAGCAAGCCUUGCUUUAGGGUUGGCUGAGAUGGUUGCUUUAAGGUUUUGUGUUAUUCAGGUUAGGAUUGCUGCUGGUGCACUUACAGUAACUUGUUAAAUGCGGAAUACUAGUUUGUGGAAUAGCUUAGACAGCCGUUGUGUCUUGUAGCUGCAGUUAAAACCCUGCCCAGUGUCAAGACAGUUUGAGGGCACCUCCAGAGUGCUGCAGGAUGGAAAACCAGUGACUUCAGAGAUGGUUAUCGGGGCUUCAGAGGUAGAAAAAGAAUUAGGAGUAUUUUUUCUAUGAAGUUUAGCACUUCUUGGUGUAUCUCCUCUGUUGCUGGCAGGUGAAGAAGUGACUGGCUUACUGAGAGAGGCUCACACAAACCAAAAGCUGUAGUGUGGAUGCAUCUGAAUAAAUGUACCUUUACUGUGCCAUUUCUUCCCCUUUAUAAUAAUUGAUGCAUCAAUAGGCUAAAGAACUGUCCUGUUGUUUUGGGACAGACCUAAUGGUUUUAAUCUGUAGUUCAAACAGUGUAAUUUCUGUUACACUGUAGGAAAGCGCUGAAUACUGGCUGUGUCCUGCAUCUUUUAUGCACCCACAUUUACUCAUGCAUGUGCAAGUUUAAAAACAAGCAAGCAAAACCCCCUAAACCCCUUGAAUGUAUUCUCUUUGACAGUGAGAAAACAGAACUGAAAGCUGUGGAACAGUUAAGUGGUGUGAUACUGUCGUGGCCUGUUUCUGCAGUAUUUAUCCAGUUAUUAUGUCACUAGGAAGCCCUCAUGUAUUAUUUGGGGUUGCAUAGCUUUUGUACCCUGCUGUUGAUUUACCAUAUUGAAGAAACAGUUUUCUUCCAGUCUAAGAAUUAAAAGUAUCAAAGUCUUAGAAGUCUCAACCAAGCUUUCAGUGUAACAAAUUAUCUGGCUGAGUGGGAUAAUAGAGUGGAUUAAGUCUCCAUAACAAGUCUCCACGAGAGAGUAGAGGUACAAUUGACUGCUAAACUUAGAUUAAAUGCUGUAGCAGCUGUUGAGAUUCAACAUAGUUAUUCAUAUGUUAGCAUUUCCUUUGUUAAUCUUUUUUCCUUAUUUGAAACCAUCUCAAUUUUUUUGUGGUUAUUAAUGUGAGUAACGGAGUCCAACCUAGUGUUUACUUUCCAAAUGUGUCUGGUUUGUUACUUUGAACUAAAACAAACCAAAAUAAUUUUAAGUUUGUGCUGGUAGGAAAACUUCUCUCUCACAUAAUGUGUUGCAGAUCACUUGACAGAAGUUGUGUUAAAUGAUCUUUCAUUUUUUAAAUAUUUGCAAAAUGUUUAGAUUUGCAAAGUGCUAUUUUGUUCUGGAUAAACAUAGAACAAUCUGAGUACUGGAAUAAUGUAACCUCUCCAGCAAGAAUACACCAAAAAAACAUGUAAUGGGCUAUCCGUGCCUCUUUUGGAGAUGCAUAAGGAAAAUCGUAGCUCUACAAUGGUCAACUCUGUUUCUUCUCAUGGGAUGUGUUUAGUGUUUUGCUCUGUGUUUACAGCAAAUGUAGCUUUGCUUUGUUUUACCUCCUGUGCUUCAUAUCUGAGACAAGGACUGAUGUUAAGAUGGCCUAGUGUUAAAAUGAGUGUUUUUUCAGUGUUCCUGGCAGUAACCUUUAACUUGAGCAGAAAUAGCUGUUGACUAUAUGAUGAAAAAGGCUAGAUGUUAUUUAUUUAAUUUGGCUUUCAACAGUGCUAAUGUUGUUUUAUGUUUGUCAUGUUGAAAAAGUUAAUCACAAGAUUCUUUCCCAGUUCCCACUUUUUAACUUCUCUGUUGUACAUCUGCUUCAUAGAUCUUCUGGAUCUGGGGGUUUGAUGCAGAUGAAGUUUGAACCUUCAGUUUUACUUUUUAAUCAAAAGCUUGUCACCUCGUGUACUUGUAAACUUACCACUGCACACAAUACUUUAGUCCCAAAAUGGUAUUUUUUUGAAAUUUAGUCUGGAAAAACAAAGAGGGGAAAAAAAAAAGUUAAACUAAGCAGAUGAAAAAUCGUAUUUCAUGUGAAAUGAGUAAAUAUGUUCAAGGUGGUGUAGAACAUGAGGAGAAGUGAAGGAUAGGAAAUCUUAGCAUUUGGCUUCAGUCAGCCACUUUGCUAAUUGCUGAGUGAACUCCUUACAUGGUUGGCAUUUAAUGAUUUGAGAAUUAAUUACAAUCAGCUUUCCCUAGCAGCUUGAUCAAUACUAGUUAGUCAUUGAAGAGUAUAGGAGAGACUUUGUUCUUUUCUCUUGAACUAAAGUAUCUUACUUUCACAUAAUAUGCCCAUAUUUCCUGAAUCCUAAUUUUGUAAAAUAUUAGUAUUUCUGCCAAGGUUAUCGCAAUGAUUGUACUAAAUAGCUCUUUUUAUUAGUUUGCAGGCUGAAAUCAUCGAUCAGCUUUCUUACUCGACCAGAUCGACCGAAUCUUGCUUACCAUAAACUAAAAGGCAGGAAUCCAGGGGUUAUUUUCCUUCCAGGCUUUAAUUCAAAUAUGAAUGGUCGGAAAGCAACUGCCCUUGAAGAUUUCUGCAGCUCUCUAGGUCAUGCCUUCGUCAGAUUUGAUUAUACAGGAUGUGGAAGUUCAGAUGGUAACUUUAAGGACUGUACAAUUGGGAAGUGGAGAAAAGAUGUUCUGUCUAUACUGGAUGAACUUACAGAUGGACCACAGAUUCUGGUGGGCUCCAGCUUGGGUGGAUGGCUGAUGCUUCAUGCUGCAAUAGCACGCCCAGAUAAAGUAGCUGCUCUAGUUGGAGUAGCUGUAGCAGCAGACCAUCUUGUAACAACUUUUAGGCAGCUUCCCAUUGAGGCACAAAAAGAAAUAGAAGAAAAAGGUGAAUGGAAGUUUCCAACAAAGCAUAAUGAGGAAGGUUAUUACUCUGUGACGUAUGACUUUAUCAGAGAGGCAGAAAAUCACUGUGUGCUAAAUAGUCCUAUUCCUAUAACAUGUCCCAUACGGCUCAUUCAUGGCAUGAAGGAUGGUGAUGUCCCUUGGCAGAUCUCUAUGCAAGUUGCUGAUCGUGUUUUGAGCAAAGAUGUGGAUGUUAUCCUCCGCAAAAUUGGCCAACAUCGGAUGAGUGAGAAGGAGGAUACAAAACUUCUUGUGAAUACCGUUGAUGAUUUAAUUGACAAGCUGGCAACAUAAGCUGCAGA
Messenger RNA from Egretta garzetta (little egret), 3938 nucleotides. RefSeq names its product abhydrolase domain containing 10, depalmitoylase (gene ABHD10). Gene Ontology annotation, cellular component: mitochondrion. The transcript is spliced from 4 exons. The record is from RefSeq and is a predicted model, not a curated record. Gene Ontology annotation, molecular function: palmitoyl-(protein) hydrolase activity; hydrolase activity, hydrolyzing O-glycosyl compounds. Bases 3280 to 3930 code for a protein of 216 amino acids. Lineage: Eukaryota; Metazoa; Chordata; Aves; Pelecaniformes; Ardeidae. Gene Ontology annotation, biological process: protein depalmitoylation.